Symbiodinium necroappetens is the source of this 498-nucleotide messenger RNA. The record is from the annotation of a GenBank genome assembly. Lineage: Eukaryota; Dinophyceae; Suessiales; Symbiodiniaceae.
AUGAGCUCCAGUGAACAACCCAAGCCCUGCGUGCGUGUCAAUGGGCGUUCCGCAGCCCAGGUGCCGAAAAGGGAAGCUACAUACGCGUCAGUAGAGCAGUUGGAGCAGAAGAAUGCUGAAGCGAAGAAGCGAGAUUGGCAGCUGCGAGAUCGGAUUGAGAGCCUCGAGGAAACCGAAGCCAACGCAGAAGGUCAGCUGAAAUGGCUGAGGUCAGAGCUCGAUACUCGAAGUGACGAGCUCUCCGAGGCAAACCAGCAGCUUUCCUUGACAAAGGCAGACAAGGCCAGUUUCUUCUUCAUGCCUGAAAAGAUGACCGCACACCUCAAGGAGGUGAGCGAUGCUCUCCAAUCUUCGAAGCAGGAGCUCUCGAAAGCCCAAGCAGAAGCCAGUCCUCGGCUCCCUGCUCUGCUUGAGCUGUCCGUUCUAGCCAUGACUAGGCUGGAGGCGGCGCCCACUGCCGAGACCCUUGAGGUGGCAGCUGCGGCCCCUGCCAACUGA